AUGGCGGCCGUCGUAGAGAGAGUUGAUGGAUGUGUUGGGUCGUUGGACUCGGACGCGGUGUCACUGAGACAGUCAACCCCUCCACCGGACCAGAACAACCCACUAUUAGGACUACCCAUCGUGGCCAUUGAGACUAUUCUCAAUUUUCUGUCUUACGAUGAAAUCAGCCUUCUGCGCUUGGUGUGUAAGCGCAUGGACAUGAUCUGUCAGCGUGUCCUGAAUCAGGGCUUUCUGAAGGUGGAGCGUUACCACAGUCUGUGCCAGAGGCAAGUUAAAGCCCAGCUGCCCAGGCGAGAGUCAGAGAGGAGAAACCAUUCACUGGCCCGUCAUGCUGACAUCCUUGCUGCCGUGGAGACGCGCCUCUCUCUGCUCAACAUGACCUUCAUGAAAUAUGUCGACUCCAACCUCUGCUGCUUCAUCCCUGGAAAGGUGAUAGAUGAGAUUUAUCGUGUGCUGCGCUACGUAAACUCUACUCGAGCUCCUCAGCGCGCUCAUGAGGUUCUGCAGGAGUUGCGGGAUAUCUCCUCCAUGGCUAUGGAGUAUUUUGAUGAGAAGAUUGUCCCCAUUCUUAAGAAGAAGCUUCCAGGGGCUGACCUGUCUGGCCGCCUCAUUGGCUCUGCACCAGUGGCAGGUCCAUCUACCUCUCUGACCACCAUGUCCCUGCUGGCUAAGAAUACACCGUCACGCUCUGAGAUGACCAAGGUGCAGCAGCAGGUGAAAGUCAAUGGGGCAUCCAUGACAGUACUGCGGAGGGAGAUGCAGGAAAUUCGUGUCAAGCAGCUGGAGCAGCAGAAGCAGCUCCAGGACCAGGAGCAGAAGCUGCUUGAACAGACCCAGGUGAUUGCUGAGCAGAACGCCCGCCUUGCCGAGCUAGAACACAAGCUCCGCGAACUGAUGGACAGUAGUGCCGCUGCUAUCGGAGAACCCAGGUCCAGCACAGCUGUCCCCUCCACAUCCAGUAGUGCUGCUGUGUCUUCCACUGUUGCCAGUACGUCUGGUACUGUGUUGGCAAGUGGCAGCAUGGCUGCAGCAUCUCUAGCCAGAGAGCCAGAGGGCGAGGGGGUGUCAUCACUCAAACGUACCAGAAAGAGCUCAGACCUUCCACGACAAUCCAAACGGCUGCGCAGCAAGAAAUAAGAGACUCAAUAUGUCAGUUAGUUGGAGUUUUGUUUUUGAUUUCUGGUCUGACUGGUCACACCUUAUCCCCUAUUCCGUCACUCAUCGCCUGUACUGUCUGAGAUGAGUCAGGAGUAUCCCUGUAUGUUUUGCUUUACGAGUGUUCUCUCCCUGUUCUGUACAUGGGACUUGAUAAUGAGAAGAAAAAUAUAGAAUUUCAUCAGACUUAUCCCUACAAAGCCACUUAACUAAAUCAGAAUAAACGCUGGUGGUUGGCCAGUAGACUUUUGAAGGUUAAAUUAAAAUGACUGUACGGCUUUUUAAUGUAGAUGAUUUUCUAAGAGCCUCAAACGUUUGCAAAAAAAUUUGGUUUGACAAAUCAGAAAAUCAGAUGGUCGGUGAAUUUGGUUAACAGAAGUCACCUUCUGUGGUUAAUGCAGUUUCUUUUUCCAAAAUAAAAUCUACCAAGACUUUUUUUUUUGUUUUCAGAAACAGUGGUAAUCCGAAAGCAUUCAUUUAAUUCACAGUUUCUUCUUUGUAACUUCGGCUAAGUGCAAUACAAAUCGUCUCCCCAGUGGCCUGGUUGGUCUAUCCAAAAUUGCUGCUCAGUUCAGUUCAAACUUAUCAGUCCUUGAAUGGGAAUAGAAUCUAAGGAUGAGAUCUUAAAAAGUAAUAAGACCGUCUUCAAGCACCAUUAGUCAAAUGUCAUCUGUUUCCUCCUCCUUCCCUGCUUGGCAGAGGGUGCAACAUGGAGACAGAUGUUAUUUGUAAGGGGACUUACCUUUUCACCAUGCUUCAGAAACCACUGAUGCAUAUCACUUUCCUCUGAAAUGUAGCAGUGAUAAUUGUACCCAUGGCUUCUUUAAAAGGUUUACAGCUAAAGCAGACAGGUGUACCUGAAAGUGCCUGUGGCACAUUGAACCAGCAAUAUGUUUAAUUCUCUCUUAUUGUAGGGCGCAAACGCCACACUAAACAAGUUGUCGACAUUUGCAUGGUUGCGCCAUGGAGGCAUACAGUUAAUCUCAACUACUCUGGCAUUAAAUCUAAGGUCACCAAAUAAUUGUUGCAGAAAGUUACAUUUUCUCUUCCUGUGGUCACUGAGGUGUGAAAAGCACUAUUCUUGAUGCAGAGUUUAAUGACAUGCUGUCUCUAGUGCCCAUUAGUUGUCUAUCACUUUGCUACGCAAUAUUGAAGAGGCUAAUGACUAAAAAGCCAAUGUUAAUGUUUCGCCAAACAACAACAAAAAGACACGUAAACUAGGACAAAGCAUUGUGACUUGGUGAUAACUAUACAACCUUAAUCCACAGCAAGUGCAAAAUAACAACAGUGACAGUGAGUGGUAAAACCGUUGACAACAACAUAUAACAGUACGCUAUUAUUGGGAAAAUAAAUGUAAUGUAAUGCAGUGUCAUAACAAACAAAUAAGAAUAGCCUUCUUGGCAAACUGUGGUUGUAAUUGUAAAGUUAUCUAACUAUACAUUUGUUUGGCAACACUAGGACUAUCUAAUGUCACAUUUAGUCAAGUUACCAGCUUUGCUAGCCCUAUAAACAUAGUGUACAGCUAUGUUGAUUUGUUGUUGAUUAGUUUGUUGACUGUUACAGGAGUAGUGUGUGUGCUGUCACAGAGGACAUGUUGCCAACACAAAACAGCUGGUAUAAUUUGCUCCUCCUCAUCCUAAAUGCAGUUCAGGUGGUUGGCUAUUACAGAGAAUUUGUUGCUGAGGCAAUUUGCCGGUAUAGUUCACCCCUCGUCAUCCUCCAAGUUAUCCCACCUUUCAAAACAAUGCACCAUGCCAAUUGCUAUUUUUUGGAGGACUUAACACCUACUAGUUAUAGGUGUAAAAUUUAAGUUGUAGCACUUGCCUGUAUUGGAACUGCUUUAGGUAACCCUUAAAAUUGAGUAGUGCGUAAUCUCCGUCUUUUUAAUUCCAUUCAAACAAGACAUCAUAUUUACUACAAUAACGUACAGCCCAGUACAGUUGAACAUUACAUAGAGUGCUACAUUCUGGACAGUCUUGAUUUCCAUUCAUUUCACUGCAGAAACUUGCUAGUGAUUUGCCUUGAUUUUCAAACCAUGAAAAGAACAUGUCAGCUCUUCCUUUUCAAAUUUGUCCUCUGCCAAAAUCAGUUUAUCGUAGAAAUUCACCAUGCCGUUGCUCAAUCAUGCUUCAUUUUAUACCAACAAAUCCUGGCCAAAACCAAUUAAAUUUAUUUGCAUUGUGCCAAGUCAUAACAAAAGUUGUCUCAUGACACUCUCCACAUAGAGCAGGUCUAGACCAAACUCUUUAAGGUACAGAAAGCCAGUAGAGUACAGUUCCAAUUCCCCCAUUAGCAAAAAACACUUGGCGGGGAGGGCAAGGAAAAACUUCCUUUUAACAGGUAUAAACCUCGAACAGAGUGAUAUGCAUAACAAUGACAAUAAUUAUGAUGGCAGGUAUAAUUAUAGCAAUAUGUCAAUGAAUAAUAUGAAUAGGAUAAUAAUAGCAGAAAUGUGACUAAUCAAAUAACAGUAGCAGUCAAGCAGUGCCACAGCAGUAGGUGCAAAAAUGGUCCAUGGAAACCUGCAAGACUAAAAAGCACAAGGACUCUGACAAAGAAGCCACUUAACAUGAAUGUGUACAGUUGGAGAGUUAGGAGAGGAGAGAGCUCAGUGUAUCAUGUGACGUCACCGGCAGUCGAAGCCUACCGCAGCAAAGUGAAGGGCUGGUCCCCAGAGGAGAAUUUUAAAUUCUAUUCUAGAUUACAUUGGUGAAAUAUGAUCUCUUUUCCUACUUUUUGGCACAACAUGUGCUGCAGUGCUCUGAAUCAGCUGCAGAGUCUUUAGCAACUUAUUGGGGCAACCUGGUAAUAAGGAAUUGCCAUAAUCAGCCACUGUUUUUGAGUGUGACAGCAUUAAACCAAACUACUAUUUCCAAUGAUGAAGACCUUGAGAUGUGGUUGAAAGCUCACAAAAUAAUCCUAAAUCAAGGUUCACUGACUAGCUGCUGUCAGAGCAUUCAGUUGCAUCUCGUAACCCCCAGUGGACAGAGUUUGAUCUAUUUAAAAGGAUGAACAGGAACUUUGACACUCAGGUUUUGGAGUUUCUAGAGACUGUGACACCCAAUCAUCAUGUAAAGUGUUCACAUGAUUAUGUGUCAGAUUGCUACAAUACAUAUCUGCUGAACUCAGACAGUCUGUGUUGACCCAGGAAAUAAUUGUAACAAAUGGGAAGAAAUGGAGAAAAACACUUGUAAGGUUCUUCAAUGAAAAUAGAAAAAAAAUAAUACAUUUUUAAAAAUGUAUACUGUAUGUGUAAUGAUGUCCGAAGUGGGUCCAUUCAAACAAAUUGCAAAUGUGUCACCUCAUCUCUAGUGCCAUGUAAGUUUUUGUUUUUUUCUGUUUAGGGAUAUGUCUCUGAGACUUCUGCCUCAACCCCAAAACAAGGGAAGUGAAUACAAUUUUGCCUAACUGCAUGGAUAGAUACAUCAGAGGGAAGUAAGAAAAUUUGGUGUCACAUUUUUUUUUUUGUUUUUGUUGUAAGGGAACUACCUGAAUUUGUGACUGGUUUGCAGUGGCAGUAGAAGGGUGCUGUAAAUGUUACAAGUUUGUGCUCAACAAAAAAAGCUCAGAGUAAGAUUAGUUUCCACAACUGUUGUUUAAAAAGCAUCUCAACUCCUCUGUGCAAUGGUACUCUUCCCCCCUCCUGUACAAACUCAUCUCCUGCCUUGUGAGGCUAACUGUGAGCCCAUAUUGUGGCAGCACUUUUGUUUUCUUUGUUUGAAGCUUUUCUGUUUGGUUGACCUGAACCACUUGUGGCAUGAACUUUUGGUAAAGAAACUUUGGAAAUGCAGUUCACGUCUUGAUGAACACUAGCGUGUAUUAUAACAGCACACAGAAGAUAUAAUCUAGUGGCUUAAUUUGAGACUGCGUCUCAGUUUAGAAAAUUUACUGUAAUCUUCGUGUACUUUAAAGUGUAGAUUGUGAAUUAUUUCAUGUAUGUAUACCAAGAAAACUAUCAUUUGAUUUGGCCAAGUUGGGGCCAACUGGACGGUUUUGUUGCUUACAUUACUGUUACAAAUGUACAAAAUCAAACCUAUUAAAGCUCAACCUAAGUUACCCACAUAUCUCCAUGCUUACACCCAUUACAAGGUGUAUUUUUACAGGUAACGUUCUGCAUCUUCAAUCAGUUUGUGAGUUAA
This is a messenger RNA of Chelmon rostratus (copperband butterflyfish), 5294 nucleotides long. RefSeq names its product F-box protein 28 (gene fbxo28). Gene Ontology annotation, molecular function: protein binding. The record is from RefSeq and is a predicted model, not a curated record. Bases 1 to 1137 code for a protein of 378 amino acids. The transcript has 5 exons. NCBI's taxonomy places the organism in Eukaryota, Metazoa, Chordata, Actinopteri, Chaetodontiformes, Chaetodontidae. Gene Ontology annotation, biological process: protein polyubiquitination.